UGUACGCGUCGCAUGUGGUGCGCGGAGGUGGUGUGUACUGCCGACUCUGCUGAGAAUGACUAGACUCGCUCACUGUGACCAGGCACAUUCUAUUCUACUUGAUUGAUUCAUUGACUUGAAUGAAAAGUGUUCCACCCUGAGCUGAGUUGUCAUGGUUGUCGCAAUUGUGGGGGGACAGCUAGCUGUUGAGUCGUGUUAACUUCACAAACUACGCAUUGUUUGACUAUCUAUUGACGUUGGACCAGAACUGGAUCAUAUUUCGAAGGGUCCUACUAGUCUACUACUUCUACUUGCCGUCAACUCGCCGUCAACUCACUUGCGCCGUCAACUCGCCGUCAACUCCUCCAAUAUACAUUUAUAUUUUUGAAAGGUGUCUGAGCCCUGAGUCGUGUGUGGAAUAUUUCUACCUCUAUCCAUGUUCUGCUUUUAGAGACUGGAAAUUGAUUGACGACACUAAGGGCUAUUUCUAAAUUAAUGCAUUGAUGCAGUAUCGUUGACACCAUGACUUCCCUUCCAUAUACUCUCCCAUCCCUGGACGCCUCCACCCUGCACUAUCUGGCAGAAUGUUCCAAAAACUACGCACUCAUGAACGGAGUCAUCAAAAGGGUAGCGGGCAGCCUUGACUCUUCAGAGGUCGCGACCUACAUACCGCACACCUUGUUCCCGUCUCCCUUGCCCCGUAAAUUGUACAAUUUAGCCAAUGAGAUGCAAGAAAGCAUCAAUGAGUUGGUACUCAGGGUAGCCAAUGAUAAAGAGUUUCUAACGACUGCUUUAAAAAGUACUAUAGCUGUGGAUGAUUUCACAGCAAAACUGUUCAGCAUUUUUCAAGAAGUGGAGAAAGAGGGACUGAAAAAGCCUAUAACACUGUGUGUGGUACGGCCAGAUUACAUGGUAGACACUUCUGGUCCAGAGUUGGCUUUGAAACAGGUGGAAAUAAACACGAUAGCGGCUGGUAUGGGAGGAAUUGGCACACAGGUUGCUGACUUACACAGGUAUAACGUCGGCCUGUGUGGGGAUAUGAAAGUUGAACUAGCGGGUAAUCAAGCAGUGAACGCUAUAGCUGAAGGAGUGGCUGAGGCGUGGAGGCUGUAUGGACAACCAAGCAGUGCAUGGGUUUUAUUUUUGGUUUCAACCCAUGAGUACAACGUGUUCGACCAGUGCUGGUUGGAGCAUACAAUACGCAAGAUCAACCCAGCAAUCAAAGUGAUGAGAAAGACAUUGGCUGAAGUCGGACAACGAGGGACUCUGACCGAGGACAGAAGGUUACUCAUGGACGGCAGUGAAAUAGCUUUGGUGUACUUCAGAAUCGGUUACGCUCCAAGGCAGUAUCCGACAGAAACAGAGUGGAACGCAAGAAUACUCAUCGAGCGUUCACAGGCCGUCACUUGCCCCUCUGUUAACUUCCAUCUAGCGGGUACGAAGAAGAUCCAGCAGGAAUUAUCGAAACCUGGAGUUCUAGAGAAAUAUCUGACAGACGAGGGCGCUAUUGCAAAGAUUAGAAGCACGUUCGUCCACCAGUAUGACCUCGGUCUUACGGAAGAAGGAGACGCUGCUGCUGCAUUAGGCAUCAAGCAUCCAGAGAGAUACGUCUUGAAACCUCAGAGAGAGGGUGGAGGAAACAACCUUUACGACGAGGAUUUGAAAUCGGAACUGGAGAGGCUGAGUGGCCAGGUGGAACGGGGCGCAUGCAUCUUGAUGGAGAAGAUACAGGGCCAGGUCUUUCAAAACUAUGAUAUACGACACACCAUGGAACCUGUAAUUAACGAUAUGGUUACCGAGUUUGGACCAUUUGGAGUUAUACUGAGUCAUGGCGAUGAGGUGCUGCUGAACAAAACGACGGGCUACUACAUGAAAUCACGCAACGUCAAUGUUCAAGAGUGUGGUAUAUCCACCGGUGGUGCUGCAAUGGACAGUGUGGCCCUCGUUUAAAAACUGCUUUCAAAGUUCAUAGUUAACAACGCCUACAGAGUUGUAACACUUAUCAUGUUGUCAGCCGGUUGACAAGCAAACUGUACUAUCCAAAAGCCUUUCUCAAACCACGGCUCCAGGCUCCGUCUGGUGUUCGAACAAACACAAUACACACUGCUCAAAAAUGUACAUGCCCGAAGGCUGGUUUAUACUUGCUGCGUUUUCACUGCCUACGCAGCAUGCAGAACUCUAGCCGGAGACGUAGCCCAAACCAGGGUAUAUAAAAAGGCCCCAGGGCUCGGUAUUCAUGGGAAAACUCGACAAGACCGCAGGAUCUUUACUGGACCAGGAUCAAAACCAGAAACGCCUAGAAUCAAAAUGAGAACAUGGUUUUUAUCAUCUUAACUGUUUCAUUUUGAAAUCACUUCUGUUUUAUGAGUGAUACCAUGCAGGAUUGAAAGAUAUUUGUGAGACUCAAACUCAACUUUUGAACAUCAUUCUUUUGACGCAAAGAUCUUAUACUGGAAAGAAACAAGUCGCCCAGACUAGCCCUGUCUUGAGCUUACUGGUUGACACUGAAAUCACUGGCCUCAGAGGCCAGUGGUCCAGAGUAUAAUUCAAGCAAUGCUAUUCUCAACUUGAUACAAGACUCAGAAAGAAAAUAACCAUAGUGUAGGCCAGAGGGGAAAUCUAGGGGAGGGGUGUAGUUUGGACGGCCAAUUUAAACCUCUAUUUGUAUCUAAAAGGAACACAAGUGAUGAACAAAUUUGACCAGUUGGUUUCCUUUUUUACUAGCAAAGUUAAUUUUUUAGUGUCUCCAAUUGCCAAUGGAAAACAAUUAUCUGUAUAUGUUAUGCGGACAAUAAAGAAUUAUAAUCUAAUAAUCUAAUCUAAUCUAUCUCUAUUUUACAAGUCACCUUUAAAACCCAGUCAGGAAGGAUCUUUUGGGGGAUAAAAGAGAUUGUUAAAAUUUUAACACGGCCUGAAGAGUCUAAGAAAGCCUACACCAUGUGUACAUGUAGGCCAGCCUGGAUAAAAGAGAUUGUUAAAAUUUUAACACGGCCUGAAGAGUCUAAGAAAGCCUACACCAUGUGUACAUGUAGGCCAGCCUGGAUAAAAAGGACUGAAUGUUAUAUAAAAGCAGGAAGAAGACAUUUUAUACUUUUUUUUUCGUAUUCAGACUUGACAUUACUGCCUUGUGAACAAAAAAACCCAGAUUGGUCACUCGAUUCAAAACCUGUGACCAUUUGUGACAAUUUGUUUAGCUACCUGCACUGGCUUUCGGUUGGACAACGGAUUGUGUACAAAGCUCUUCUUCAGACUUAUACAUGUAGUCAACGGCAACGCACCAAUAUAUGUCUCCAGAAAAUUCCACUGCCACUCACCACUUGUUCUUGCCUGUUCAUCAGCAUCGCACAUGCUAAUGUAUGACGAUUUUUAGCAAUCGCGCUAUGCACACAAUUUUGAUUGCUCGGUAUGAUUUUAAUUAACUUUAGAUAUGAAGAAACAGGGAAUAUUUGACAAUCUGGUUAUUGGUGAUUUUUAUAACACUCCCAUUGAGGUGGAAAAUGUAAUAUUUCCUGCAUAACCAGUGCAGUAUCUGGCCUGCCAGAAAGACCAAGGAAUGCACAAGGUCACACUUGUUUUUAUUGAUGCUUAAUUUGCAUCGGGAUAAAGAAUGGUAUUGGAUUUUACCCUUUCACUUCACCUAGAUGUGUAUAUUCUCCAGUCACGCUUUUUUUUGUAAAGCAAAGGUUAAAUGGUCUAAAUUAAAUAAAAAGGGUCUAAAAGCUGCCUUAGUGAAAUAAAAGCACCAUUAAAGAACUACACUAUAUUAUUAAUUUUUGCUGCCCUGUUUUGAAAUAAUGUGCUUAAUAGUCCUUCCUGUGCAGUUCGCCAAAUUAAUAUUAAUUUAAUUUUAAAUGUGUUGACAAAUUCUUAGUUUGUUUACCUUAUUUAUAAAAUACGAUACCAUAGAGUAGAUUAUCAGACUUCUCAGUUCUGAAUAGAAUAGAAUAGAAUAGUUCUGCUUUUUAGCUACUAACUUGGUGGAAGAUUGGAAAUCAGCUGGGUGCUGGUUGGUUUCAGUUUCCCCCAAACUGCCUUCUUAAUUGUGUGUUCUUUUUGUCAAAAAUUGCCAGAAUCAUUCCCAAAAUCUAUAUUUCAAUAAACAUUAGAUAAACACAUUUAACCUAUAAUUAUGCGAAUUAUUAUGUAACUCGACUUCUUUGUGAUAAUUUCAAGUAGUAUAUGCAUCGAUCUGCUGUUGUUUUACAAACAAGGUUUUGUUUUACAAACAAGGUUAUAAGCAUAUGUUAUAUGAAUCAUAAAUAAAUGUGAAGUAUAUUUUUAA
Asterias rubens (European starfish) is the source of this 4261-nucleotide messenger RNA. Its product is annotated as glutathione synthetase-like. The record is from RefSeq and is a predicted model, not a curated record. The transcript has 12 exons. Gene Ontology annotation, molecular function: glutathione synthase activity; glutathione binding; ATP binding. Gene Ontology annotation, cellular component: cytosol. Gene Ontology annotation, biological process: glutathione biosynthetic process. NCBI's taxonomy places the organism in Eukaryota, Metazoa, Echinodermata, Asteroidea, Forcipulatida, Asteriidae. Bases 502 to 1929 code for a protein of 475 amino acids.